Tauraco erythrolophus (red-crested turaco) is the source of this 1269-nucleotide messenger RNA. The record is from RefSeq and is a predicted model, not a curated record. NCBI's taxonomy places the organism in Eukaryota, Metazoa, Chordata, Aves, Musophagiformes, Musophagidae.
UACACGCGAGGCACCGUGACAGCCUUCUCUCCUUUUGAUGCCAGAGCUGAUGCAGAAGCUCUUCGUAAGGCCAUGAAAGGAAUGGGGACUGAUGAAGAAACCAUUCUGAAGAUCCUGACCAGCAGAAACAAUGCUCAGCGUCAGGAAAUUGCGUCUGCCUUUAAAACCUUAUUUGGCAGGGAUCUUGUAGAUGACCUGAAAUCAGAACUUACGGGCAAAUUUGAAACAUUGAUGGUAUCUUUAAUGAGACCAACAUAUAUUUUUGAUGCUCAUGCGCUGAAGCAUGCCAUCAAGGGAGCAGGAACCAAUGAGAAAGUGUUGACUGAAAUUCUUGCUUCCAGAACGCCUGCAGAAGUGCGGAACAUUAAACAGGUUUAUCUGCAAGAGUAUGAGGCCAAUUUGGAGGAUAAAAUCACAGGAGAAACAUCAGGCUUUUUCCAGAGACUGCUGGUGGUCCUGCUGCAGGCGAAUAGAGAUCCUGACGGCCGAGUUGAUGAGGGUCUUGUUGAGCAGGAUGCUCAGGUUUUGUUUAGAGCUGGGGAGCUGAAAUGGGGAACAGAUGAAGAAAAGUUCAUCACUAUCUUGGGAACCCGAAGCGUUUCCCAUUUAAGGAGGGUGUUUGACAAAUACAUGACGAUUUCCGGCUUUCAAAUUGAAGAGACCAUUGACCGUGAAACCUCUGGUGAUUUGGAGAAGCUGCUUUUGGCAGUUGUGAAAUGCAUCCGAAGUGUGCCUGCCUAUUUUGCUGAGACUCUGUAUUAUUCCAUGAAGGGGGCUGGCACUGAUGAUGAUACCCUGAUCAGAGUCAUGGUUUCAAGAAGUGAAAUCGAUCUGUUGGAUAUUAGACAAGAAUUAAGAAAGAAUUUUGCAAAAUCAUUGCAUCAAAUGAUUCAGAAAGACACAUCUGGGGACUACAGGAAAGCACUUCUGCUCCUCUGUGGUGGAGACGAUGAGUAAUGGUGACAGCGACAUGAAGGAUUUGUACUCCAGCUUUGCAGCCCUUUAGUUAGCAUGUCUGGCUAAGUUUUUGUAUCUUAAUGCUUUGUGGCUGUUUGAAUUUAUACUAGUAUUGCACUUAUUAAAAAUGAGCAAACUGUUAUCCGAGCGAUAGCCUGUCCCUACUCUUCCUGACUUCCCAGCUUCCAGGAAUUUCAAGUGCCUUCUGUGAGUAUGUGAGAGUCAUCUUCAUGAAAGAUGGGUACUGAGCACAGAACACAGUUCUUUGCAAGAGUUUUGCUGAAAUAGGAAAAAAAAACCCACAUGUAUUUC